Messenger RNA from Phragmites australis (common reed), 1545 nucleotides. RefSeq lists its product as uncharacterized. The transcript has 3 exons. The coding region runs from base 190 to 1278 and encodes 362 amino acids. Gene Ontology annotation, biological process: protein ubiquitination. NCBI's taxonomy places the organism in Eukaryota, Viridiplantae, Streptophyta, Magnoliopsida, Poales, Poaceae. Gene Ontology annotation, cellular component: CCR4-NOT complex. The record is from RefSeq and is a predicted model, not a curated record. Gene Ontology annotation, molecular function: ubiquitin-protein transferase activity.
AGCGCCGAAGGGCCAAAAGAUUUCGCUUCCCUUUCUUUCCAUUAAUCCGCCCCCCGUGCGCUGUGUUAUCUAUCCAUCCGCCGCUUCCUCGCCUCCGCUCGCCGCAUCGCUUUUUAGGGUUUUCUCCUCCUCUCCGCGCACGCACGUCGACGAGGCCGGCAGCCUGCGCGGUCCACCCCUCCCGCCGAGAUGGGAUACAGCGAGUCCGCAUCGCCCGCAUCGGCGGCCACCGCGCGCGACGCGAAGAAGAGGAGGGGGAACAGGACGGCGGCGAAGCUGAAGCAGAGCAAGCUCGAGACGCGCCGCGGGCAGUGGCUGUCGCAUGCGCAAGGCAAGGACGUGAAGGAGGCUAAGGUUGCGUCUUCGCCAACAGGAGCAGGAUCAAAUGCUGGGUCACCAAUCCUCGCUUCCCCGCACCCUCCACUCCCUCGUCGGCGUGCAGAUACGAGGUCAAGGGGAAGUGAUGCGGAGGACAGGGAGGAAACAGGUGCUGCUGGGCUAGAGGUAGGCGGCACUGACCUCGACUCCCCCAUGCAUAGCCCUGGCUCAAACAAUUCCCAAGGUGUUGGGUGCCCUUUGAGGAAGGGGUGCUCCGGCGAUGCUGGUGGUCCUAGCCUCAGCAGUGGAAGCAGUGUAUGGUCCAGCUCGAGAAGUGUGAGUGAUGCCGAGGAGGAUGAUACGGGCUGCCCUGAGGAUGAGAGCGAAGUCUUGGAUGAUUGGGAAGCGGUUGCUGACGCACUUUCUGUUGAUGACAGUCAUUGCCACCAGAGUUCAGGUCCCAUGAUGCCCCCAGCAGCUCCUACAAAUGCAACACCUGUCAAUGAAGCAAGACCUGAACCAACUCAGAGCAAAACAAGAGCUUGGGCACCUGAUGAUAUAUUUCGUCCACAAAGCUUACCCAGUAUCUCCAAGCAGGCCAGCUUCCCUGCGAGCAUCGGAAACUGCUGGGUGGGGAUGGGGAUGGGGAUGGGUGCUGCGCAGCAGAGUAUCCUCUCCUUGCCAUUGUCGUGUCCGAUAUGCUACGAGGAUCUUGACCCAACGGAUUCGAGCUUCCUCCCCUGCCCUUGUGGGUUUCACCUGUGUCUCUUCUGUCACAAGAGGAUCCUUGAGGCGGAUGGGCGCUGCCCAGGUUGCAGGAAGCAAUACAACACAGUUUCUGCAGCUGAAGGUGGCGGCGGUGGCGGUGCAAAAGCAACAACAGUUGGGAUUGGACGAGAGAUGGCAAAUGUAGCACCAGUGCGGCUAUCCCGUUCUUGUAGCAUGGGCCCAAGAUACUAGAUUGUGCCAGGGUUAUACUAGCUCUGUGUUGUAGCUCCACUCUUUGCAUGUUACUGUCAGAUAUGCUAGUUUUUUCGCGUAUCGUCUGCAUUUGGUAUAAAGAAAUGUGAAUAUUCGAAUAGGUGAUGAAUCCAUAGACUUAUCCAGAAACUCAACUUUUUUGAGACUGUUCCCAUUGCAUGUGAUGCAUAUGUUGCUUGAGAGGAGUGUUUGUUGUUUACUGUUUGUGAGAUAAUGGAGUAUAUAUGCUAUAUACAGUGACUGUUA